This is a messenger RNA of Drosophila innubila, 769 nucleotides long. RefSeq lists its product as uncharacterized. The coding region runs from base 105 to 614 and encodes 169 amino acids. The transcript has 4 exons. The record is from RefSeq and is a predicted model, not a curated record. NCBI's taxonomy places the organism in Eukaryota, Metazoa, Arthropoda, Insecta, Diptera, Drosophilidae.
UUCGUUUUUUUAAGACUGUACACAUCUUAUUGUAUUUAUCAAUUAAAUUUGUAUUGUAUUACUUUCGGCUCGUUCAUAAACACAGUUAUUAAGAAUACAAUAAAAUGUCCUUGUGUUGUAUAAACCUAAAGACCACCGGCAAGAUCAUCAGCUGGACUUCUCUUGUUGUCUCAUUGGCAUUCACAAUUUUGAAUUGUAUUCUAUUGCAUAAUUACAAGUCAUCAGACGAAUUAAUUUAUGGGCUAUCCGUAAUGGUGACCAUUGGAUUAUUGGAUAUCAUAUUUUCGGGGUUGCUUGUCCUGGGCACAAUUAUGGAACGUAAUUUGCUCAUUCUACCCUGGCUCAUCUUUUCUGCCAAUCUUUUGGCACUUUGCACUGUGAUAAAUCUAUACUGGGUUAUUAUUAAUAUGGCGAUAUCUCCCCAAUUUCAUGAAAUAGGAUAUUUCUUCCUUCGUCUUAUACUAAUCGGUUUUGGAGUGUACAUUACCAGCGUCAUCUACUCACUGUACAAACAAAUAAAACACUCGAACAAGCAGAAGUACUCACUGAAUCAAGGUGCAAUCCCUAUGUCCAAUCCGGCGACUAACGGUAACGCUAGCUUUGUCAAGGUUUAAGUUCAAGCAUAUUACAAUUCAGAGUUGAAUGUCGAAAGAAUGCUCGAAUGCUUAAUGUUGGCUUUUAUGUUGAAUUUAAUCAUGUUUUGUGAAAAAAAUAAAAUGUUUUAAAAAUUUGUAUCACCAUAUGGAGAUAUGGAAAUGUGUAAAAGCAG